UGCCUGUCACCGGCACGGCAUGCACACCCACUCCACGCCCAUGACUACAUCAUCGUCAUCAUCGACAGCAGCAGCAGCGGGAGGCAGAGAAGAAAGCAGCAGCAGCGGCAGCAGCAGUAGCGGCAGCAGCAGCAGUCGUCAGCCUGCCCCGUUUGUAUAGACCGAAGGUUGACGAGGAUAAGAAGGAGCGCGGACAUGCCCAGCUUGUUCGCUCGGCACAGCUCCGGGAUCGACUGGUGCGAGGGCAACUAUCGACACUCGAGCAGUAUUGCCGAGUUCUACAACACGGUGAGCAAUGUUGCCUUCUUCCUGCUGCCGCCGCUCAUGCACUACCUGUUCGCGCCUUACGGGCGCCAGCGCGGCCCCGCCGUCCACGCCGUCUGGCUGCUCAUGAUGGUUGUCGGCGCUUGCUCCAUCUACUUCCACUGGACGCUGAGCUACGUGGGGCAGCUGCUUGACGAGCUGUCUAUCCUGUGGGUGCUCGCCACCGCCUACGUGCUCUGGUUCCCCAAGAGGCUCUUCCCCAAGGUGCUCAACAGGAACAGGUUUCACUUCGGAGUGCUCGUGCUCGUUGGUGCCUUGGCCUGCUCCGUGCUCUCCUUCCUGCGGCCCACCAUCAACGCCUACGCGCUCAACAGCAUCGCCCUGCAGAUCAUCUACGUUAUGGUCACAGAGAUCAAGAGGUGUGCCAAUCGCGAUGUCCUGCGGCUGGCCUUGAUGCUUGUCAUCCUUUGGAGCCUGGCCAUCGCCUGCUGGAUCAGCGACCGCUUCCAGUGCUCCUUCUGGCAGGGUCUGGGCUUCCCGUACCUGCACAGCAUCUGGCACGUGAUGAUCGCCAUCUCCAGCACUUACUGCUGCGUGCUCUUCUCUUACUUUGAAGCUGUGACGGAGGUGCCGCACCUCAAGCCUCGCGUCUGCUACUGGCCGAAACGCUCGUGGGAAUUCGGUAUCCCAUACAUCGCCCUGGAGGCUGGCCAGGCCAAUGGGAAAUCCUGCUAGCGGGGGCCGAGUCUGAAACGACGUGGCCAUAUUGAGAGCAAGCGGAAACCACUGUGUAGGUUUUCCGUGGUUGGACUGUACGGCUCUUCCGCCGUGUGUCCGGGUUGUGCCACCCGUUAGUUUCGACAUGGUGUCCGACGUUUCGCUCCACGUCCUGAAGAAGCUCACAGCUCCUGAAACGUCGAACAUCGUGCCGAAUAACACGAGACGCAACCACAUAACACGUCGGAGAACUAUAAUGAGAGGGAAUUACUUUGUUUUGCAAACAAUAUCAGGGUACGUGGCAAUGUAUACAUAUAGACGAGGUUAAUUGUAUAUACACCGUACGAGAUACAUUUUACACUAUUUAUACACGCUUACGUGCAGUACAUGCAACUCUUUGAAUGAAUCUAGGUCGCGUCUCAUAGGCCAUCAUCAGCCCGACGGGUUACUGUGUAAAUUGUCGGAGUGGUCUGCAAUUAUUUGCAGCGUAACAUUUUGAUGGAAUGUUUUCCAUCGGCUGUAAUGAAGGAUUAAAAAGCCAACGUUUUGAUGCAUUAGACAUUUUAUGAAGUAAUGCCUGUGUUACAUUCCUUCACCUCAACGCAUUCGCUGACUUUUGGCGCAAAUAUUAAUUUCAAGUUGAAUGUAAACAAAUUACAGUAAGCAUAGUUAUUGUGUAGUGUGUCCAACUGUAAGUUCAUCCUCAUCAACACUGUCGCGAAAGCAGCGCUUGUCAAAUAGUAUGCAUUUACAACACUGCAAAUUGGAGUUCCUGGCAUUUUGAAACAUUCCUUGACUACAUUUAAAAUAUUUAUAUUCCAAAAUAUUGUUUGGUAAUGCUGGUGUGCCAAAAAUAAUAUGCUGCUCGUGGUGCAGUUUCGUGAAGGUGUCUAUCGACAGAUUUUAAAAAUUAGAUUUUAUCUGUCAAUGUUUUUAAAGAUUGUCCCGUGGUAUUGCACUACCACUAACGUUCGAUUAAUCUAAAAACAAGACAUGGAAUUCACAAAUGCAAUAUAUUUUACUCUUGUUAUUCGUGUAUUUAGUGCCUCGUAAAUUGGAAUGAGUGAUGUGUUUAUGUAGUCUUCAUUGAAGAGAGUGCUUUUCAUAACUGUAUUUAAAUGCUAUAAUUAAAUAGUUUGCUCAAGAUUUUUAGACAAUGGCAAUUCCGAUGGGAGAGAUGAAUAUGAUUGUAACGAUGGCAACUAGAUAAGCAAUCUUGACUUUGGGCAACAUGGGGCUUUGAAAUAAUUGUUCGUGUGAGUUGUUCGUGGUAAAUGUUGAGUUGUUGUGUUGGUUUUUGAACAAUGCAUUGGAUUGUUGUGUACAAACGUGUCCAAUGUUUAAUAUCUUCACGUUUACGAGUGUGAUUUUCGCAAUUGCAUUCAAUUUUUACAUCCUGUUAUUUUACCUGUGCCGUGGUCAAACAGCUACAGAAGAUCUGCAUUCGAAACAAAAAAUGUCACGAAAGGAAUGUAAUUUGAAAGCCACGUUUACCACAGACCAACUAAAAUACGGGAUGUUACAGUUUUGUUUGGAAUUAAUUUUGGUUAAAUUAUUCUACGAUCUAUUGAAUAAAAAAGAGUCUAUUUAUAAUGACGAUGCAUGCUAU
Lethenteron reissneri (Far Eastern brook lamprey) is the source of this 2590-nucleotide messenger RNA. It is a transcript of the gene ACER1, whose product is annotated as alkaline ceramidase 1. Lineage: Eukaryota; Metazoa; Chordata; Hyperoartia; Petromyzontiformes; Petromyzontidae. The record is from RefSeq and is a predicted model, not a curated record. Gene Ontology annotation, biological process: ceramide catabolic process; sphingosine biosynthetic process. Gene Ontology annotation, cellular component: membrane; endoplasmic reticulum. Gene Ontology annotation, molecular function: N-acylsphingosine amidohydrolase activity.